Microtus oregoni (creeping vole) is the source of this 5158-nucleotide messenger RNA. RefSeq names its product tRNA methyltransferase 5 (gene Trmt5). Gene Ontology annotation, biological process: mitochondrial tRNA methylation; tRNA N1-guanine methylation. The coding region runs from base 133 to 1650 and encodes 505 amino acids. NCBI's taxonomy places the organism in Eukaryota, Metazoa, Chordata, Mammalia, Rodentia, Cricetidae. The transcript has 5 exons. The record is from RefSeq and is a predicted model, not a curated record. Gene Ontology annotation, cellular component: cytoplasm; mitochondrial matrix.
CACCGCGGCCGGGAAGAGUGGAGCUAGUCCGUCCACGAGACCUGACUUUACGCUCCCUCUGCGGCCAACAGUGAUGACGUCGCCGAGAGCACGCCCUCGCUUUGAAGACCCAUUUCUGAUCUGCACCAGAGCAUGAGAAUCUUAUGGAAGCCAUUCGGAUUCUCAAGAAGACUUCUGCAAGGAGCACGGUGUCACCCCAGUGAAUCAGUAUCUCUGUCUGCAUUGACAAGGAGGACGUUGGUACCGAGGCUUAGGAAAGCACCUAGCAUUUUGUGGUUGGGUCAAAGACAAGGAUUCUCAGCCAUGCCAGAAACAGAAGCAAGUGUGAGAGAUACUGAACUAUUUUCCCCACCCUCUGAGGUGCGAGGAAUGACAGAACUUGAUAGAACAGCUUUUAAAAAGACGGUGUCCAUCCCAGUGCUCAAAGUGAGAAAAGAAGUAGUCAACAGGUUGAUGCGAGCCCUCAAGAGGGUGGCUCUGCAGCGUCCGGGCAUAAAGCGUGUCAUUGAAGACCCUAAUGAUGGUGAUACUAGACUGAUCAUGUUGGAUCCCUUCAAAAUGCUGACCGUUGAUUCCUUUGAGAAAGCAGAACUCGGUGUUUUAGAAGAACUUGCUGUCAACCCACAGCUGUCCGAAUACAAUUUGGAGCUAACUUACGAGAAUUUUAAAUCAGAGGAAAUUUUGAGAGCUGUGCUUCCCGAGGGUCAAGACGUGACCUCGGGGUUCAGCAGGGUUGGACACAUUGCACACCUGAAUCUCCGAGAUCAUCAGCUCCCGUUCAAGCAUUUGAUUGGUCAAGUUAUGAUUGACAAAAACCCAGGAAUCACCUCUGCAGUAAAUAAAACCAGCAAUAUUGACAAUACAUACCGAAAUUUCCAAAUGGAGGUGUUGUCUGGAGAGGAGAAUAUGCUGACCAAGGUUCGAGAAAACAACUACAUGUAUGAGUUUGAUUUCUCCAAAGUCUAUUGGAAUCCUCGUCUUUCCACAGAACACGGCCGGAUCACUGAACUUCUCAAUCCUGGAGAUGUCUUGUUUGAUGUUUUUGCUGGGGUUGGGCCCUUUGCCAUUCCAGCAGCAAGGAAAAACUGCACCGUAUUUGCCAAUGAUCUCAAUCCUGAGUCUCACAAAUGGCUGUUGCACAACUGUAAACUAAAUAAAGUUGACCAAAAAGUGAAAGUCUUUAACAUGGAUGGAAAAGACUUCCUCCAGGGCCCAGUCAGAGAAGAAUUGAUGCUUCGGCUCGGACCGUCAGCCGAAGCAAAACCCUCUGUCCACAUCGUCAUGAACUUGCCCGCAAAGGCGAUAGAGUUUCUCAGUGUUUUCAAGUCCCUCCUAGAUGGGCAGCCGUGCAGCAGUGAGCACCUCCCAACAGUGCACUGUUACUGUUUCUCCAAAGAUGCCAAUCCUGCUAAGGAUGUUUGUCAGCAAGCUGGAGCUGUGUUAGGCAUUUCCUUGGAGGUGAGUAGUUCAGUUCACCUUGUGAGAAAUGUGGCCCCUAACAAGGAAAUGCUGUGCAUCACCUUCCAGAUUCCUGCCGCGACACUCUACGGGAACCGGGCCCUGAGUCUAGAGAAUUCUGAAGAGCCAUCUCUGAAACGGCAGAGGACAGAUAAUUCCUUCUCAGAACCACAAAUUACAUCAGAUUCUUAGCUUGAAAACUUUUCUACAUCUCCCCAGUAAAUUUUUUGUGAAGAAGUACAAUUUGUAUGAUUUUGUAAACUUUAAAUAUUGGGUAUUUGUUAUUGAACCCUUAUGUUUUGCUCUUACAAAGGGAACAUUACCAAAGUAAAAUUUAACCAAAAUAAGCUGAACUUGUAUAAUAGACUGUUCUGUUGUUGGAAUUUCAGGCACGCACCACCAUUAUCCAGUAUAGUUUUCAAAUAGAAUUGGUAUGGGCAUGGAAGAUGGCUCAGAAGGUAAAGGAAGUUGCUGCCAAGCCUGGGGACCUGAGUUUGAUCCCUGGAACCAACAUUUGAAAGGAGAGACUCCUGAAAGUUUCCCUCUGACCUCACGCAUGCGUCAAGGCACUCGUGCGUGCACACAUAUGCAGAAUAAAAUGAACUCAUUAGUCUCAAUCAUAUAACAAAUUUAAUCCAAGUUAUUUUUAUUAAAUAAAUGCACUUUCAGUAGCGUCUGUCCCUUGGAAAGAGUUUUUAAAGAUUGAGCGACUAUAUUCUGCUUAACUAGGGAAGCAUUUAACUACAUUGUAGUUAUUAGUGAAAACACGUGAUUGAUUUAUGCAACUUCUCUACUACCAAUUAGCAGUAUAAAAGUAACACAAAAUUAUUUAGAUGAGGAAUAGGAAAACUACAUCUGCCAAGUCACAUGUGGCAUAAUGGCCUAUGGCAUGAGGAUUUUCUUACAUUUUCAUGAUUGAAAAAUAUUUUGUGACAUGGAACUUACAUGAAAUUUGAGUUUGGGGUUUUGGUGCAUGAAGUUCCAUUGGCACCUGCCCUCCCUGUUCGUUUUCACACUGUCUACAGCUGCUCACGAUCGACACCGGAGUGGAACAAUUGCAACACAGACCUCGAGGUGACACUCAUGGCCGUACUGCAGCUUGGCAUGCUACAGAUCCUAGGGACAUGGUUGUGUCUCAACAGAUAGCAUUUCAAAUGGUCUGUCCAUAACCAGGCUACACAUUGUUGUUUGAGACAAGAGUCUCAUAUUAUAGCUCAGUCUGACCCAGAAUUCACUGUAUAGCCCAGGGUGGACUUGAACUCACAACAGCCCUCCUGCCUCAGCCUCCCCCCAUGUGCUAGGAUUACAGGUGAGUCACCAAGCCCAGCUUCACAAGUUUCCUCUUUUUGUAAGUAGUGCAUACUCAUAUAUCAGGAUAAAUGGAUCUUGGGGAUGUUACGCUUUGACAGUUCAGUGGGGUAUAAAUCAUUUUGAUAUCACUUAGAUAACAAGGCAUCUAUACCCUUGACUGAAAGAAAGGGAGAAAGAGAGAGAGAGAGAGAUAAAGGAAGGAAGAAAAAAUGAAAAUGCAUUGUUAUUACCACACCAAGUGCCUGUCUGUACUUUUAGAUAAUUCACAAAAAUUCAAAAACCUCAGCCAGAGUAGCAAAUAAAACAAAAAUAAGGCUAUAACUUACUUUUAAGUCUCCAAAUGACUUUGAGCCAAUUAAAGAAAGCCAUUUACUCUUCCUGAGUGAAUUGUGUUUUGAGUGCAGCAACUGAAGAACUGUGUCCAGAGAAAAUAAACAUGUUUAAGAGGAUUGGCCUCUGGCGAGAACAGUUGUUCAGCUCAGAACAGAGGGAGCACUGUCAGUAAGCAACUGAGAAGGUGAACAAUUCUGCCCUGGCUUUGAAGGGGCUGACAGAUGUUGCUAAUACUGCCCAGUUCUUUGAAGCUUUGAGACCAGGCUUGGAAUAACUAAAGAUUAGCCACCGUGACUGCUCUCUGCAUGGAACUGGAAAUGAAAAUGAAGCUUCAAAACACGCUAUCAUGUACAACUAAAGCAGAAUCUGCUAAGUCUCUAAUAAAUGAUUUUUUAAAGUAUGUGGAGCAGAGGGCCUAGUUGGAGAAAGCCCGUGAGAGUGUCAGAGUUUAAAGGUUAUACCUGCUGACUGUGUUAUCCUGCAAGUGCCUUGUGAAAAGGCUGCGGUCUCUCAGACGUGGCUGAGCGAGCUGUAUCUGGGAACCCUCAUCUGCUUUCGUGACUAACAGUCCUCUCAGACGUGGCUGAGCGAGCUGUAUCUGGGAACCCUCAUCUGCUUUCGUGACUAACAGUCCUCUCAGACGUGGCUGAGCGAGCUGUAUCUGGGAACCCUCAUCUGCUUUCGUGACUAACAGUCCUCUCAGACGUGGCUGAGCGAGCUGUAUCUGGGAACCUCAUCUGCUUUCGUGACUAACAGUCCUCUCAGACGUGGCUGAGCGAGCUGUAUCUGGGAACCUCAUCUGCUUUCGUGACUAACAGUCCUCUCAGACGUGGCUGAGCGAGCUGUAUCUGGGAACCCUCAUCUGCUUUCGUGACUAACAGUCCUCUCAGACGUGGCUGAGCGAGCUGUAUCUGGGAACCUCAUCUGCUUUCGUGACUAACAGUCCUCUCAGACGUGGCUGAGCGAGCUGUAUCUGGGAACCCUCAUCUGCUUUCGUGACUAACAGUCCUCUCAGACGUGGCUGAGCGAGCUGUAUCUGGGAACCUCAUCUGCUUUCGUGACUAACAGUCCUCUCAGACGUGGCUGAGCGAGCUGUAUCUGGGAACCCUCAUCUGCUUUCGUGACUAACAGUCCUCUCAGACGUGGCUGAGCGAGCUGUAUCUGGGAACCCUCAUCUGCUUUCGUGACUAACAGUCCUCUCAGACGUGGCUGAGCGAGCUGUAUCUGGGAACCCUCAUCUGCUUUCGUGACUAACAGUCCUCUCAGACGUGGCUGAGCGAGCUGUAUCUGGAACCCUCAUCUGCUUUCGUGACUAACAGUCCUCUCAGACGUGGCUGAGCGAGCUGUAUCUGGGAACCCUCAUCUGCUUUCGUGACUAACAGUCCUCUCAGACGUGGCUGAGGGAGCUGUAUCUGGGAACCCUCAUCUGCUUUCGUGACUAACAGUCCUCUCAGACGUGGCUGAGCGAGCUGUAUCUGGGAACCCUCAUCUGCUUUCGUGACUAACAGUCCUCUCAGACGUGGCUGAGCGAGCUGUAUCUGGGAACCCUCAUCUGCUUUCGUGACUAACAGUCCUCUCAGACGUGGCUGAGGGAGCUGUAUCUGGGAACCCUCAUCUGCUUUCGUGACUAACAGUCCUCUCAGACGUGGCUGAGCGAGCUGUAUCUGGAACCCUCAUCUGCUUUCGUGACUAACAGUCCUCUCAGACGUGGCUGAGCGAGCUGUAUCUGGAACCCUCAUCUGCUUUCGUGACUAACAGUCCUCUCAGACGUGGCUGAGCGAGCUGUAUCGGGAACCCUCACCUGCUUUCGUGACUAACAGUCCUCUCAGACGUGGCUGAGCGAGCUGUAUCGGGAACCCUCAUCUGCUUUCGUGACUAACAGUCCUCUCAGACGUGGCUGAGCGAGCUGUAUCUGGGAACCCUCAUCUGCUUUCGUGACUAACAGUCCUCUCAGACGUGGCUGAGCGAGCUGUAUCUGGGAACCUCAUCUGCUUUCGUGACUAACAGUCCUCUCAGACGUGGCUGAGCGAGCUGUAUCUGGGAACCCUCAUCUGCU